GCAAGACGGUACGACCCUAAAUGCCGUACAUUAGCGUAGAAGUAGAGCUGCGUAUUAAUCGGGACAAACUUCCAGUCAAGUUGGUAUACAUUUAGCUGCUGAAGGGGGGUGGUGCACAAUGUUUGGUCUUCUGAUUUGCUUACUGGGCUUAGCUGGUCUAAGCCCAGUACCCUAUCUUUCAAGUGUUAUUGGUGCUACAGAGCCGGCCCUCAAUUUGUUGAUUUCCAUUUUGUUAGGCUACCCACUAGCCAUUAUAUAUCACAAGUAUGUUAGGCAUCAUGUUGAAUAUAGAAACCUAUAUUUCAUCCUGACAGGAUUGGACAUGGCAAUAUUCAAUUUUGGCCUUUCAAUGUACCAUAAUUUUGUGCCUGCAGUAGUUAUCUAUUUAACUACCAAGUUCCUAGGUCCAGGAAGAGACAAUGCCAUAGUUACUUUUGUCUUUAAUAUGACAUAUCUUCUGGCGGGAUACAUUGUAACCGAGUCUGAAGAUUAUGAUAUCACAUGGACCAUGCCCCAUUGUGUGUUGACACUGAAGCUGAUUGCCUUGUCCUUUGACCUCUGGGAUGGUCAGAAGAAACUUAAGGGACAAGAGCUGUCUGCUAAUAACAAAGUGACUGCUCUCGAGAGCUCGCCUACAUUCAUGGAAUUAAUAGGUUUUGUUUACUUCCCGGCCUGCUUCUUGGUGGGCCCAAUAUUCUCAUUCAGACGAUACAAAGACUUUAUCUCGGACAAAUUCCCCCUGGAUAAAGAUGCUGAUAUCUAUGAAGCUCAGGCGCUGAAGAGACUUGGACAAGGAUUUAUUUACUUGGUGGCUUAUCAAGUUGGAGUUUCCGUUUUUAGCAUGAAAUACAUGUUGUCGGACGAAUUCUGGGACACGUCAAUAAUCUACCGUCACUUUUACUGUGGACUUUGGGCUCAUUUCGCAUUAUACAAAUACAUUUCCUGCUGGCUGCUCACCGAGGCAUCGUGUAUCCGAUUCGGGCUUUCUUACAAUGGUACGAAGAGUGAGGAUGGAAGGACUGUGAGCAAGUGGGAUGGAUGCAACAACAUCAAGCUGCUCCGCUUCGAGAGCGCCACGCGCUUCCAGCACUACAUCGACAGCUUCAACUGCAACACGAACCACUUCGCCGCGGAGUACGUGUACAAGCGCCUGCGCAUACUCGGUAACCGCAACCUCAGCCAGCUGAUUACACUCAUGUUCCUAGCUCUCUGGCACGGCACGCAGUCAGGCUACUAUAUGACCUUCAUAAACGAGUUUUUAAUCAUGUACAUGGAAAAAGAAUUAGAAGCUAUAUUAGUUAAAACAGAGUUUUACGAACAGAUGUGGAAUAAUACCGCCAUCAAAUAUUUGUUGUAUAUUAUACUGAAGACUUAUACUAUAGUGUUCAUGGGUUGGAGUUUAGCACCAUUUGAUGUGAAAAGCUUCGGUAAAUGGUGGACUGUGUAUUCUAGUUUAUAUUUCUCUGGUUUCCUGUUAUUCGUGCCGUGGUCGUUCCUAUACAAGCCACAGUUAAUUAGGGCUUUGAAAGCAGCUGGAGUUCGUCCCAAAACACAAUGAUUUAUUUUUAUAAUGGAUUUUGUAAUACAUUAAUUAUUUGCCUAAAGAUAUAAUUAUUUUAGUGUUGCAUGUCGUACAUAUCCGUUGAUUACAAAAACAUGUCGCCUAAGUACAACUUGCAUCUGUAUAUUAAAAUGAUAUGAUAUAAUAUUAGGGCAAAUUAGUGUUUAGAUAAUUUUAGCAAGAAAUGAUCGUUUACGAGGACGCAGUCUAGAAAGUGGCAUAUUGUUACUUACUAGACGGGUGUUUAAGAUGUUGGUUGUUUGGGUUUAUUUUAGUUUAGAUUAGCAAUCAUGGUUGUAGGUUUAUUUAGUUUUCUUUAUGCUAUCACCUUUUGAAAUCGGUAAUGUUUUACGACGUUUGGCAUUUCUCAUGAGUGAGUAAUAUUUAGUAUUUUAUGAACUGAACUUUGAUUGAUCAAAUACAAUGUACACAUGUGCACUUAUUGUUGAAUUUAUCAAUGAAUUCAAUAGGUAAACUCUGAGCAAUAUCUAGUUACCUCAUAGCUGAUAGGUGCUUACUAAAUCGUUUCCAAGUACUUACCAAAAUAGAUAAUGAUGACAAAUACUGACUACAUUCUAUUGACACUUCCUGAUUUACUGCAAGUUGCAUUCUCCUUUUUCUCAGCGAAGUUUCAUCCAUUGCAGGAUAUAUGCCUCUUGCAUUUUCUUCCAUUAGUAAGAUGUAUAGUAAUUGAACAUAAGUCAUACGUCAAUACUGUUUAAUAAAUGCUCAUUUGCGUCAGCCGUAAAAGGUGGAAUAGUUGUAUUUUUUUUUUCAUUUUCCAUACUUGCUAAUGAUAAUAAGACGCAUAAUAUUUAGGAAAAUCUUAAAAGUGUUCUACGAAAUUCAUCGUCAUUUUGUUUUGUAUUAAUUUUAUUAAACUAUCGUUGAUAUUCGGAUGAUAAACUUUUGUUCGUAAUGUUCAUUUCGGAGUACCUAUAAGAUAAACAAAUUAUAAUUGUUGCUGGUUUCCAAAAAGUGAAUUAAUAAAUUAGGGUGUAAGUCUUUGGAUAUCGCAUAGCAUGCAUAAUAUAUUAUUUACUCGUUUUCUAAUCCCUAUAUUAGUUAUUGCCCUUGCUCUAUCUUUCAUGAACUUUUAAUCCAAUGAUGUAAAUCUUACAUGACUAUUAAGAAGCUUCUUUAAUCGCCGGAUCCUUUUGAGGACAUCUGAAGUCUUGGGGAUAUUGACCCCAUUGUGAUGCAGAUGUUAAUUGACACGGGAAGUUUUAAAAAUACCACAGAGGUGUUAGUACUAUUUUGUGACUACACUCCCGCACUCAUUUUAUUCGGAGGCCAAGCUCUAACCAAAAGUAUUGACAGCCGCUGAUAUUACUCUUAUCUUCGUCUUAUUAUGGUCUUAUAUUAGUAUAGAUAGGUAGGUUCCUAGUCUGACAUUGUAACUUAAUGAGAAUUCACCUAUUUAGUGGGAAAGGGCUGUAAUAGCUGUAGCCUUAUUUAUACGAUUGUUGCUUAGUUAGUAGUCAAUAAUAUUAAUUAUGCAAACUACAACGCCAAUUUAGCCUCUGAUACCAUCAAGUCCAAUAUUAGAGUAUAGAAAUAUGGUCCAGUCAAAUAUUUAUGAGAAUACUAUUUACAUGUUACACUCAUUAGACAGCGAAGUAGUCUAGGGCAUAUAAUCGGGUUUUGGAAACUGUAUUUUACUAGAAUACAAAAAGGUUCAAUUCCGACGAUCCGCUUUAAAACUCUGCUUAUUUAUUUAUCAUAUUGUUCACUUUUGUGGCAUACGCAGAGAUUAUUAAGUAUAAAAAAGUGCAUUAAAUACCCGAACCGCUAAUAAUUACAUUACAAUGACGUGCCGCUUAAGAGUAGAGUUCGCGUGUUUAGUGGCGACCAAUAACUAGGUAGGUAUAAUAUAUUGUAAUAGCGUUAUCACCAAUUAUCCUGUUACCAAUUGCUAUACAAUGUGUUUCAACAGACCUUAGUCAUAUUUCAAAUAUUGCUCCUUUGCUCUGAGAUAUUUUUCACUAUGUAGAGCACUUAUUAGAGAUCGAGUCCAAUAACAAGCAAUUAGAAGUGAAGGUUGUUACAAACUAAGAAUCGCUGCAAUUAGCUACUACCGGUCCGGUAAUUUGAAAACUUACUUGCUCAGGAGAAAGUCACAAAAUAUCAAGCAAUCACUAAACAUGAUUUACUUGUAUCUUGUUGGCUACGAUGAAAGUAAAUUUUCAAACUAUGGCAGUACAAGCAAUCACUACCAAAAAUUUAAAUGCUCUCUUUAAGAGAAAGUCAUUUAAAACAAUCACUCUUUGCUCAUAACUAGUGAAAAACUGAACUAUUAUUUAAGACUGUUUGCCUUAUUCUUGAAAUUCUUUGUCUCCAUGCAGGGUACCAGUACUGAAUGUGCGACAGUGGUCUGUUCAAACACUUGAAAAAAAUAGAAGUAUGAUUAGAAAGAGUUAUUAUUAUACACACAUGAGCGUGAUGUACACUUAAUGAUAAUUUUUCGUUCAAAUAUGAAAUAAUAUAAUAAAUAUAAUUCAUUUCUUUUUGUAAAGUUAAUGAUGCACUAAAAAUAUGGUUAUGUUACCAUUGUUCAAAUUAUUUACUAUUAUUUAAGACUUAAUGACUAUGUAUUUAUAUGUGUGAGCUACGAACAUUAAUUGAUUUUUGUAUACAAAUGCGGCCGAUAUAAGUACCUUUACUAAGUAUGCACGAUGAUUUACACAAAAAUUUAAAAUAAAAGAAAAUCAAAUCUUUGUUGAAAUUCAUAUUGUACGAUGUACGGCUAUUUAUAUCGGCCAUAGUCUAGUAUUGUAUAGUGAUAUUCAGGUAACAACGUUUGGCAGAUUAAAUAAAAUAUUGUUAUGGAUUUGCCAGACCUCGAAUUGUUAAUAAGCUUACCACUUUUGCAAAUUGAAACGUUUUUUUCGUUAUAUUUUAUUAAAAUUUAUUUACUUACAA
This is a messenger RNA of Trichoplusia ni (cabbage looper), 4483 nucleotides long. It is a transcript of the gene nes, whose product is annotated as lysophospholipid acyltransferase 5. The record is from RefSeq and is a predicted model, not a curated record. Gene Ontology annotation, cellular component: membrane. The coding region runs from base 119 to 1558 and encodes 479 amino acids. The transcript has 4 exons. NCBI's taxonomy places the organism in Eukaryota, Metazoa, Arthropoda, Insecta, Lepidoptera, Noctuidae. Gene Ontology annotation, biological process: phosphatidylcholine biosynthetic process; lipid modification. Gene Ontology annotation, molecular function: 1-acylglycerophosphocholine O-acyltransferase activity; lysophospholipid acyltransferase activity.